Gadus macrocephalus (Pacific cod) is the source of this 4030-nucleotide messenger RNA. RefSeq names its product zinc finger protein 431-like. The record is from RefSeq and is a predicted model, not a curated record. Gene Ontology annotation, molecular function: RNA polymerase II cis-regulatory region sequence-specific DNA binding; DNA-binding transcription factor activity, RNA polymerase II-specific. Gene Ontology annotation, cellular component: nucleus. Gene Ontology annotation, biological process: central nervous system development; regulation of transcription by RNA polymerase II. Lineage: Eukaryota; Metazoa; Chordata; Actinopteri; Gadiformes; Gadidae. The transcript has a single exon. Bases 8 to 886 code for a protein of 292 amino acids.
UGACAAUAUGGUCGUUCACAUGAGGACAAACCCCCGCGAGAAGCCGUACGGGUGCGACCAAUGCACGAAGCGCUUCAGUGGGAAAGUACACUUGGAGAUCCACAUGAGGACUCACACCGGAGAGAAGCCCUACAAGUGUGACCAAUGCGCAAAGUGCUCCAGUCAAAGUGGACACCUGAAGAGACACAUGAGGACUCACACCGGGGAGAAGCCCUGCAAGUGUGACCAAUGUACGAAGCUCUUCAUUCGGAAAGACCAGCUGAAGAUCCACAUGAGGACUCACACCGGGGAGAAGCCCUUCAAGUGUGACCAAUGCGCAAAGCGCUUCAGACAGAUAGGCAGCCUGAAGAGACACAUGAGGACUCACACUGGCGAGAAACCCUACAAGUGCGACCAAUGCAUGAAGCUCUUCAGUCUGAACUGUCACUUGAAGAGCCACAUGAGGACUCGCACCGGGAAGAAGCCCUACAGGUGCGACCAAUGCGCAAUGCGCUUCUUAACGACAAGCCACCUUAAGACCCACAUGUGGACUCACACCGGGGAGAAGCCCUACAAGUGCGACCAAUGUACGAAGCUCUUCAUUCGGAAAGACAAGCUGGAGAUCCACAUGAGGACUCACACCGGGGAGAAGCCCUACAAGUGCGACCAAUGUACGAAGCUCUUCAGACAGAGAGGCAGCCUGAAGAGACACAUGAGGACUCACACCCGCGAGAAGCCCUACAAGUGUGACCAAUGCACGGAGCGCUUCAUUUAUAAAGCCUGCCUGAAGAGCCACAUGAAGACUCACACCGGAGAGAAGCCCGACAGGUCUGAACAAAUGCACGAAGCUCUUCAGUCAGAAAAGGCACCUGGAGGACCACAUGUGUUAUGUAUUUUAAGCACGUAAGCUGCCCCCACAUAGCCACUAGGAAGCAGGAUUGAACACACAAGCUGUAAUAUCUACCCCAGCCACAGAAUCAGAAUCAGAAUCUCUUCAUUGUCAUUACACAAAGUGCAACGAAAUUGGGGUAGAGGCUCUCAAAAUAAGUGAUUUUAAAACAAAAACUAAAUGAGAAAAUGAGUGUAUUUUUGGAAAAUAAAUUUAGAAUGUUGAACUCAAAAAAAAAAAAAUAUUUUAAAAUAUCAGCCAAUUUAAAAGGUCAGAUUGGUAUGAUAAUGCAGUCAUUUAUAAUUCUGCAUUAUUUAGAGAAAUAACAGCUCUGGGGUAGAAACAGUUUUUAAGCCUAUUUGUUCUUGACCUGAUUGCCCUGUAGCGCCUCCCAGAGGGCAACAGUUCAAACAGAUUAUGGCCUGGGUGGGAUGAGUCUCAGGAUGCUAUGAGCUCUCCUGAGGCAGUGUCUAUUGUCAAGAGAGAGAAGAGGACAUCCAAUGACUUUUUGUGCCGUUUUUAUGACCCUCUGGAGUGCUUUCCUCUCAGCUGCAGUGCAACUGGCAAACCACAGCGAGAUGCCGUAGCUUAGGACAGUCUCAAUGGUGCAGCGAUAAAAGCUCAUCAGCAUUUUCUCCUGAAGAUUGUUCUUCCUGAGGAUCCUUAGGAAAUACAAUCUCUGUUGGGCCUUUUUCAGAAGCGCCUUGGUGUUUAUUGUCCAGGUCAGGUCCUGCUGAAUGUGCAUGCCCAGGAACCAAGAAGGCAGCAUCUUUAAGACAGACGCGGAAGCUGAAGCUAAGAGCUAGACCACGCCCACUUCACAUAAGCCACGCCUACUUGGUCCAUUUUCAGCCAGCUGAGGUCAGAGAAUCAUAGGCGCCCCGCAGAGAGAGUCGGGCCUAAGCCCGGGGCUCGAAGUAGCUCACGGUAUUUCUCUGCUAGUGUUGGAUACAAUUCACUCCCUUUUGCUUCAUAGUUACCAUACCGAAAUACUUAAACAAAUAAAGUGAGUUAAAAGCCACCCGUUUCGAACUACUUUCAACAAGAGCACGACAAUUGCCACAUGAGGACUCUCUCCGGGGAGAAGCCCUACAUGGGUGACCAAUGCGCAAGGCGCUUCAGUCAUGGCUCCAAGCUGAAGAUCCACGUGAGGACUCACACCGGGGAGAAGCCCUGCGUGCGUCUACUACCGCCCAGUAGCUCGAACACCUGUGAUCAUGAAAUGCUUUGAAAGGCUGGUCUUUCACCACAUUAAAGAUUAACUGAACUGAAAUAAUAAACAUCGUUAACGUUUUAGUUAUGACCAUUCUAAAAAUAAAAGAAUGACAGAAAAUUAUUUAAAAAGUCAAUAUAUAGCUUUUUUUUUAGCAACAAAAGAUAAUGCGUCUUUUAGUAUUAGAGCGCCGAUGAUGUCACUUGCAUGGUACAACUAGGUCGUUGCUGCAGACUCGCGAAUGUCUUAUUCACUCCACGGUUGAAAAUAGUGAUUUUAAUAUGGCUGGUUACGAGUUUGGGCCUGUGAGGGACAUGCCUGUAGUGUCCGACUGCCACCCGGUGGAGAGGGAUCAAUUUCUGGCUCCAGCUCCACCUUCGGAUCAUGUGGGUGUGACUGGUGUGCGUGUGGGUGCUGCCGGAGCAUGGACACUGCCAUUGAAUCGGUCUGCUGCCGAGAGGUCCCGGUCAACCUUGACCAUCUAACGGUGGGAUUAGGUUGCAUAACCGUGCAUAGGGCAUUUCGGAUGCUGUGCGGCGAGAGAGGUUUUGGAAGUGGCCAUGCUCUCUCUACGGGACGUCCGAGCGGAGACACUGGAGCGCCCCAUAAAUAGCAACCAAGUAGCAAGGCGAAAACAAUCUUUCCCCCUCCGUUUUCCUUUGAUGCGUUUGAGGAAUAUCUCUGUAAAGACGGACUCAUUGCGGAAACGCAACGAGCUGUACAAACGCUGUAGUACCUACAUAUUCAAGGCGCUGGUUCUCCACAAAAAUAAGAGGAGCGCAUCAAGCCUGCGCGCAUCCAGCCUGUGCGCUGUAUAAAAAAGUUCACGUCGAGGCGGAGAUAGUUAUUGUUUAACCUUUUUAGAUUGAGUAGAAAUACUUUUUUAAUGUAGUUAGUAGCCUAAUUAAAUAGAUGCGAGGCGGAUUCACGAGUGUCACGUUUACUUUAGGUGGAUGUUGGAGGUUUACUUUCUGGUGGAUGUUGAUGGAUAUUGCACAGAUAAAUCUUACUAUGAAACUACUUCUUCGAGUUUAACUCCCUCUGCAUCGGCAAUCGGGUAGUCGGCGAACAACAGGGUGAGUAGAAAGGGACAUUUGUGGAACUUCUGUUUACUUACCCGCCGUAGUUUAAUUAGCAGCUUGGAAACUUAGAUCUGUGAUAUCGUCGUGAGUAAUAGUUUAUACACUUUAUGGUCGGAGUGCUAGCUUGUGGAGAUUGACAUGACGGGGGCUGAUUUACAUCAGAGGGUUAGUCAGUUUUAAGGCUGCCAGCCAUGUAUUUAGGGCUGGUUUCCUAUUCAAAGGUAGCCUGCGGAAAUGUAUGAUUACCCCAGCUGCCUUGGCCCUAUAUAAUUCAUUAAUGAAGCCAGGGGCAAUGCAGUAUGAUCCUCCUGUAGACCUGGUUGUUUUAUUUUCCGUAGCCAUUUCAGCGAGCCUCAGAGCCUGACUCAUUACCAGCUAUGGCUGCUAGAGCCACAGAGUAGGAGUAGGUUACCAUGCCAGUGACGUAGCUGAUUGUUGAAAUCCAACAUGGCGGCGCCCUGUAACACUUUCACCCCUUCAUCGGACAAUUUAAUCCCUUUUAGCAAGUUCAGCCCUUUUUAUUUAUUGUACCAAUGAGAAGGCAGACAAUACAUCUGUUAUAUCAACUAAACUUCAGAUCUCAGCUCCGUUCAUCUUUAAAGCCCGCCUCCCACCCAGCUUCGACCCCCACCAGUUUGCCUAUCGAUCAAAUGGAUCAACGGAGGACGCCAUAGCCGUAGUUCUACCUUGUAUAAUGCCAAAGUAUUCUAUUCUAUAAACAGGGUUUAUAUCAUUUGUAUAUAAUUGUAUAUAUUAAACUUACGCUUGAUAUUUCGACACUGUCGUUACCUUUACCUUUGUUAUUAGAAAAAGCCUGCAAAGUUGACCUGUGAAAUAGACUGCAAUUAAACCCCACAUUAUACAUGA